AUGGAUAAUCUGGCCAAAGUAACAAAGCCAAAGGCCCAGCCUUCUAGAAAAGGCAAAAGAGCAUGGAGAAGAAACAUUGAUGUCGAAGACAUUAAUGAAUCCUUGGACGCCAAAAGAGACAGGGAGAUUUUGCAUGGUGAAGACGGUCGAGAUGAGUUCGUUAUCGAUACCAAAGGAUCAACUUCCAAGGGCCCUACGGCCAAGAAACUCAAGAUGACUGAAAUCUUGGCCAACAAGUCCAAGGUUGAGCCUAUCAGAUCCCGUUCUGUGAAGAAGAGGGUCAGUGGUAGCAAAGUCAAGGAGUUGAUGGCGUUGGGAGGAAGACUGAUCACUGAUGAGAAGCACCAAAAAAGACUCGAGAAGGAAGGACUCGUCAAGGGCGCCAACGUUGACGUUUGGGGUGAAAAUGACGAGGCUGCAUUGCCUGACGAGUUGAAGAAGUCUGCAUAUGUUUCCAUUACCAAACCUUCCAAGGUUCCUAAAACAGCACAGCAGGGUCCUAUUGCUCUCACGCUACACAAAACCAAGGGAUCCGUGGAGAACGAUGUUGAUGCAGGCAAGUCGUACAACCCUUCGCUUGAGCUGUGGCAGGCGUUGAUCGACAAAGAAUUCGAUGCUGAGAGCAGUGUGGAAAUGCAACGCCAGGCUAUGGCCGAGCACGAGAAGAGAAUACAGUUUCUUAUUGAAAACAUGAAGGAGGAUGUUUUCGAGUCUGAGGACGAAGAGACCAAGCCUCAAGAGGAGGAGGAAGAUGUUCCUGAGGAGGAGAAGUACAGACUCUCUCUCAAUGCCCCAGCCAAGUGGAAGAAGAAGACCAAGACCCAGAGAAACAAGAUGGAGCGUAACGCCAAGAUGCGUGAGCUUGAAACCAAGCUUCACGAUCUUAGGGUCAGAAUGAAGGAGCUCCAGCGUUUGGAGGAUAUCGAGAAGGAAGUUGAGACCAAGCAGGAGGCUUCCAAGAAUAAGGCACCCAAGCAGAAGAAGCACAGACGUCACGGAAGAAACGAGGUCAUUUUCAAGCCUCUUGAAGUGAAGCUUUCCGAUGAGUUGAGCGGAAACUUGAAGAACGUCAAGCCCGAGGGUAACCCAUUCUACGACCAGAUGCAUAGACUCCAAGCCAGCGGUAAGAUCGAGGCUUUGGGUCUCAGAAGAAAGAGACGUUAUGCUCCCAAGAUUGUCGAGAAGCAUAGUUACAGGCAUUACAAGUGA
Molecule: messenger RNA, 1209 nt
Organism: Candidozyma duobushaemuli
Lineage: Eukaryota; Fungi; Ascomycota; Pichiomycetes; Serinales; Metschnikowiaceae
Exons: 1
Coding region: 1-1209 (402 amino acids)
Biological process (GO): rRNA processing; ribosomal large subunit assembly
Cellular component (GO): nucleolus
Molecular function (GO): 5S rRNA binding
Source: RefSeq, a predicted model, not a curated record